Solea senegalensis (Senegalese sole) is the source of this 4944-nucleotide messenger RNA. It is a transcript of the gene prkaa2, whose product is annotated as protein kinase, AMP-activated, alpha 2 catalytic subunit. Gene Ontology annotation, molecular function: protein serine/threonine kinase activity; ATP binding. The coding region runs from base 61 to 1779 and encodes 572 amino acids. Lineage: Eukaryota; Metazoa; Chordata; Actinopteri; Pleuronectiformes; Soleidae. The record is from RefSeq and is a predicted model, not a curated record. The transcript has 11 exons. Gene Ontology annotation, cellular component: cytoplasm. Gene Ontology annotation, biological process: intracellular signal transduction; protein phosphorylation.
CCCGCGGGCAGGCGACAAACGUACCUCGGCGAGCGAACUCAGACGUCGGUAACGGAGAAGAUGGCAGAGCGUCAACAACAGAAGCACGAAGGCAGGGUUAAGAUCGGGCAUUACAUCCUCGGCGACACACUCGGAGUGGGGACAUUCGGGAAAGUGAAGAUUGGAGAGCACCAGCUGACAGGCCAUAAAGUGGCUGUGAAGAUCCUAAACAGACAGAAGAUCCGUAGUCUCGAUGUCGUGGGGAAGAUCAAACGAGAGAUCCAGAAUCUCAAACUGUUCAGACACCCACACAUCAUCAAGCUGUACCAGGUGAUAAGUACUCCCACAGAUUUCUUCAUGGUUAUGGAGUAUGUGUCAGGAGGUGAGCUGUUUGACUACAUCUGCAAACAUGGACGGGUAAGACCUAUCCCUGGUCAUAUCUGUUCAUUUUGUAUCUUUCAGGUGGAAGACACCGAAGCACGCCGCCUUUUCCAGCAGAUAAUAUCAGCUGUAGACUACUGCCACAGGCACAUGGUGGUCCACAGAGACCUCAAACCUGAGAACGUCCUGCUGGACGCCAGCAGGAAUGCCAAGAUUGCAGACUUUGGUUUGUCAAAUAUGAUGUCAGAUGGGGAGUUUUUAAGGACAAGCUGUGGCUCACCAAACUAUGCUGCUCCAGAGGUCAUCUCAGGAAGGCUCUAUGCAGGUCCAGAGGUGGACAUCUGGAGCUGUGGUGUGAUCCUGUACGCCCUGCUGUGUGGUACUCUGCCCUUCGACGAUGAGCAUGUCCCUACGCUGUUUAAAAAGAUCAGAGGAGGCGUCUUCUACAUCCCAGAAUACCUGAACCGCUCUGUGGCUUCACUGCUGAUGUUCAUGCUACAGGUUGACCCCUUGAAGAGAGCCACCAUCAGAGACAUCCGAGAGCAUGAGUGGUUUAAACAGGACCUUCCAGGCUACCUCUUCCCUGAGGACCCUUCAUAUGAUGCCACAGUUCUGGAUGAGGAGGCCGUUAGAGAAGUGUGUGACAAGUUUGAAUGCACCGAGUCUGAGGUCGUUUCCAGCCUUUACAGUGGAGAUCCACAGGAUCAGCUAGCAGUGGCCUACCACCUUAUCAUUGACAACCGGCGUAUCAUGACCCAGGCCAGUGAGUUCUACUUGGCAUCCAGUCCUCCCCAGGGUUCUUUCAUAGAGGAAGGCAUGGCACUGCCUCCUGGAGUCAAACCCCACCCAGAGAGGAUGCCACCACUCCUGGCUGAUAGCCCCAAGUCUCGCUGCCCUCUGGAUGCUCUGAACACCACCCGGCCCAAACCUUUGACUGUGAAGAAGGCCAAGUGGCACCUGGGUAUCAGGAGUCAGAGUAGACCCUAUGAUAUCAUGGCUGAAGUGUACAGGGCCAUGAGACAACUCAACUUUGACUGGAAGGUAGUGAACCCAUACCAUCUGCGAGUGCGAAGGAAGAAUCCAGUGACAGGAAACCUGGUGAAAAUGAGCCUUCAGCUUUAUCAGGUGGAUAACAGAUCCUACCUUCUGGACUUCAAGAGCAUUGAUGAUGACAUUAUGGAGGCCAUGGGUUUAAAAUCGGGUUCGUCCACUCCCCAGAGGUCAGGUUCCACAGCCGGUCUCCUCAGACCCAGACUGAGCAUUGACUCUGCGAGUCCAGCCAUUGAUCUGCCUCAGCUCAGCUCUUCUCUCCCGGGAUCCCUGUCCGGUAGUGCACCUCUCCUCACCCCCCGUCAGGGAUCACACACUAUGGACUUCUUUGAAAUGUGUGCCAGUCUGAUCACCACUCUCGCACGCUGAGGCCUGAUGACUCCCUCUGUUGCUGUAAUAAUCUAGAUUGUCAGUGGGGUUUUUAGGCCAUUUAGGGAGUGUGGAGUUUUUCUUUUUUUUCCCCUUUCUUCUCCAUCUUUGUGGAAGAGAGAGAGCGAGAGAGAGAAGUAGUGUUCUACUCAGAUGGAGAAGAGGUAAAGAGAAGCGAGACGAAUCAUUUAUUUCAUGUUUUGACACGGUCCUUGGGUGAGAGUCUUGUGUUGGGCCACACCUGAACCUGGGACGACUUCUCUGUGAAAGAGUGUAGGUGAUAGGUCAAAGUUCACAGCUGUGUUGGGAGUCCGCACAGCCUCCAACAAAAAAACCUCAAUCUGUCAUCAACUGCUGCAAAAUCAUCGUCACCACCAUAACACCCAGCACAACUCGAUUAGUUUGUUAAAGUUAGCAUCAGAGCUGUGUCAGUGGGAUUAUUUCCACUUCUACAAUUUCAUUUUAGGUUUUUAUAUUAUGUGUUUUUUUAAUGUUAUAAUGUAUAUUAUAUUUAUAUUGUAUCAUAGUACAUAGAGGUUGACAGAGUUAUACCAAAAAACAAAUUAUUUAGAUAUUAGAUCCAUAUUUAUUUUUUAGCCUUUACUUAUACUGUAUUAUUUAAGCACUGGAAAACAAAGAUAUUUAUCCUGAUUUUGAGUACAUUGUAGAUUAUGGACCUAGAGAGACAGCAGGAUAAUCGAAUAAUGUGAGAACAAUAAUAAUAAUAUGCUAAAUGGUACUGACUGUGCGCUGAAGACAGAUACACACCAUCUCAUAUGAGCUUUCAUCAUCUUAGUGUGUAUCACGAUUGGUCAUUUGCCUCGCACUAAUAUAUGAAAAGAAUAUAAUAUAAUUUCUAUAUGCCCUGUAGAGAUAAUAGCUUAUGUUUUAUCUGAUCAACAAAAUCCUUCCAUAUAUUAAUUUUAAAAAAGAGCAGAAAACAACCAAAUCUGUUUUUGUGAUCAUUACUGAUUCUGUCAGCAGUGAUACACAUUCUGUGUAUGAAUAAAUAUUAAGGUGGGAGAUCUACUGUAGAGAUUGAUGAUGAUGAUGAUGAUGAUGAAUCCACAUGGAUUGGUUUGUAUCUGCUGCAGAACAAUAUAAGCCAGAGACACUUUUCUCCAGUUGCCUUAAAGAAUGAAACAGUGUUUCUGUGCAUAUUUACCUGUACAUGAACCUGUGUGUGUGUGUGUGUGUGUGUGUGUGUGUGUGUGUGUUUGUGUAUGUGACGGAGAUCAGACGGAUGGACUUAACUUCUGACUUGUGUUUGUGUGUGUUGAGAGAUCAACAGUGUUGGAACUAGACAGUGUGGAAAAACAAAGAGAUAAGAAUCAAAAUGCGUAGUUUGGUGUCGUGUGGCUGUUGGGGCAGUUUUCUGUGUGUCACUAUCUUCUUGUUUAGCUGUUAGCACUUUCACACUCAUUGCUGAGGUCCGCAGUUUGCAAAUGUGUGGUUUAUUGCACUGCACACCUUGUGUGGGUUUCUGUUUGUGGAUAUUUGGUGCUGAUGAACGCCACGGUUUUAUUACUUUUAUUAAUGUUCUGCAUAAGUCUUGUUAGUCCUACCAAAGCAGUAUUGUGUAUUGCUGUUGUUACUGGAUUUAUUUUUCCCCCAUAAUCUUUUCUAUAGUGGAAGUAGUGCUGCUCAUCUGUUUUUGUCUCUGGGUGUGACGGUUGAGCAAUUUGACUAAAACCUCAUAUCAGCUCCUAAUCCACAACACAAUACAGAGCACAUUGUCUGUAAAUUUAAUAUAAUACAUACUUCUUAUUACAUUACAUUUCAGGGUUUACUGCCUGUGUAUCGACUCUAAAUGUAGUUUCUUAAUGUAUAUUGUGCUGUAGAAAGUCUCAAGCCUGAGGUUUAAUUUGAGCACUUACUUCCUCACUUUUAUGGCUCCAUCAACACAAUUCUAGUGCAGGUGAUAAAAGAGGUGUUGUGUUGGGGACAGUCAGCUGUUUCAUUUGGUUAAGUAAGCUUUUCUGGUCCUUUUGUACCCAAACUAUCGCCACAUGACCCUAUUUUGAGAUACUGCAGCUCGUUCUUUUUGUUUUGUCUGCUCCAGUCAAUCAUUUUCUGUUCUUUUUCACAUUCAAAACCACACGUGUUUUUCAUAGUUGUGUUUGCAUCAUCACACAAUAUACGGUAUACUGUCACAUUGCACAGCCCUGCAUAUUUUCCACUGGUUGGCCUUGAUGGAGAGCAUUGGACAGCGGAAGGACAAAUAGUGUAAAUAAGACAUUAAAAAAUAAAUAAUAACUUGAAUAAUUACUACAAAGUACUGUAUGCAAAUGAAGCAAUGUGUGUAGAAACAAUUUGCUUAACCUCAGCUCAGUAUUAUCCAAAUUUAAUUUAAUUUCUUUAUUUUCACAUAUGACUGGCUAAUUCAGAAUCUGGUCUCGUAAAGUGUAGUUCUCAAAUAUUUCCCAGAUUAUUGAUUAAUUUACAUUAUUUAUUCAUGUUUAUUCAAUGUCUUAUUUAUUUGGUGUAGGUCAAUCAACAGCUUAGGAUUUUGCCUCAUGGGCGCAUCAUAAAGGCAUUUGGUUGAAACUGUGAAUGCCAUGUUGUCUUCACUCAGCACUGAUUACGCUCUGAUGUCAGAGGGAGAAACUCUGCUCCCUGCUGGAAGAUGCAUGCAACUGCACACUCGCAGCCAUCUCUUAACACAAAACCAUGUUUCCCUCUUCCAAGAGUCUUCUGUAAUACACUCUGUUCCUGUGUCUGAAUAACAUUGUCCUCUGUUUAGUGAGCUGCUUUUGUCACAUCAGGAUCAUUAUUCAUUCACUGCUGCUCGUGACUACAGCAUAAACUAUCAGUCAGUGAAGUGCAGCAUCCGGGAGAAGUCAUGGUUCGGAUAUAAAAACUCCUCUGACAUUACUAGUAUACAUAUACUGUCAGUGAAAACUAAUUUAGCGCUGAACCGUUACAGCUGUAUGCAACUAUCAGUGGCACGUUCGUCAUAGAAACUCUGUGUUUAGAGCUGAUAACACAUGUCAGAGGGCCUGAUCAAAGACUUUCUGUGUUGUACCAAAGUGAAUAUUUUCCACUAUCCAUCUGUGGUGGGGUUCCAAUGGUGAUUGUAACCUUAACGUGUGUGUGUGUGUGUGUGUGUGCACACUGGUUAAUGUGAGAGAAUGUGCCUGUGUGUGUGUGUGUAAGAUAGAGAGA